AUGACUUUUUUACAUAAAUUAGUAAUUAAAGGUGUACGUUCUUAUAAUCCCAAUAAAGCACAAACUAUUGAUUUUCAGCAUCCAUUAACAUUAAUUGUUGGGCAGAAUGGUACGGGAAAAACAACACUUAUUGAAUGUCUUAAAUACAUUACAACUGGUACUCUUCCACCCAAUUCAAAAGGAGGUGCAUUUAUUUACGAUGGUGGAUUAGCUAAUAAUACAGAAGUCAAAGCUGAAAUAAAACUGUAUUUGCAUAAUUUUUAUGACAAAGAAAUUGUAAUUCAAAAAAUUAUUCAAACAAGCAUAAAGCAAAAAAAGACUGAACAAAAAAUUUUAGAAUUUAAUGUUUGGGUAAAUAACAAUCCAAAAGAAAUUAUUGAUUUUGAUAAUACAUUACGCUCAUCAUGUGGAAAAAUAAAUAAAGAUGAUUUAAGCAGUAUUUUGGAGAUAAAUACUAGUAUUCUUGAAAAUAUUAUUUUUUGUCAUCAAGAAGAUACAAUGUGGUAUUUAGCGGAACCUGCAACAAUCAAAAAAAAAUUUGACGAAAUUUUUUCUUCUACGCGUUAUUCAAAGAUUUUAGAAAAUUUAAAAAAAGCAAAAAAAGAAAUUGCUACGAAAAGUAAGGUAAUAGACACAGAAAUGUCAUAUUUGUUAAAAGCUAGAGAUAAAAAAUUUGAAAUAGAAAAUAAAUGCGCAACAUUAAAAGAAGAUUUGGAAAAAAAGAUUUGUAAUAUUUCUGCUCUCGAAAAAAACGAAAAAGAUUGUACAAGCAUUUUAGCUAAUUUGAAUACAGAACAAGGUAAAAUUAACAUUAUUGUUGAAAAAAAGAAAGAAAUUUCUAAUUUCAAAAACCUGUCUAAAAUCACAUAUACCGAAGAUGAAUGUAAUAAUUUAUUUAAGACAAUUGAUAUAGAUGCUAUAAAUAAUCAAAUUAUAGAUUUAGAAAAACAGAUUAAAAAUCAAGAACAAGAGAUUCAAUCAAUAGAAAAGAAUAAGCAAAUUUACGAACAAAAACAACAAGAAGUUAAUAAGCUAGAGACAGAAAAAAUACAGAUUUUAAAUGCUUUGCAAACAUGCUCUGAAAAUAUUUCAGUACUAGAAAAAUGGUUAAAUGAUCAAAAAGAUCGAUUUCAAACAAAAAUUAAACUUGGUUUACAAAAUGUAAAGUCAGAUGACUAUAAAAAUAUUUUUGAAUUAUUUUUUAAAAGUUAUGAUCAAGAGCUAAAUAAAAAGAUUAAGGUUGUAGCAGAUUUAAAAAACCAAUGUGACAAAUAUUAUUUAGAGCUUGAAGAGAAUAGAAAGAAAAUUAAAUCUUUAGAAUAUUUAAAAAAUUUCAAAUAUGAAGAAAAAGAUUAUUUUGAAAUUGAAAAUCUUGAUGAAAUUCUUAAAAAAUUAGAAAAUGAAUAUGAGAAAGCAGUUAAUUUAACAAGAGAAAUGAUUAUUAAUGAAGAAAAAAUCAAUAAAAGGGAUUCUAUUUUAAAGUUGUUACGAAACAAAACUAAACUUAAAGAAAUUGAUAAUGUCAAAACUAAUAUAGAAAAAAUUAAAAAUACAAAAAUAGAAAUAAGAAAAAAUGAUAAGCUUUUAAAUGAGCUAGAAUCUUUAAUUAUACUCAUAACUUCAAAAUUUGAAAAUUACAAUGACAAAAUUUAUGAUAAUGUAUCCUGCUUAUCACAUAACACAGAAGAUACUGUAUAUUUGGACUUAAAUAUAGCACACAGAAUUUUAGAUAUCAGUAAUAAAAAUUAUCGCUGUUUUUUAUGUGAACGAUCAAUAGAAAGUAUGGAUAAGUAUAAAAGUAAAUUAAUAAAUUUAUCUAACAAUGAAGCUUUAAGAAAACAUAAAAUUUCCGAGAAUAAUUAUAACGUAAAAAAAGAAAUACUUUCAAGGAUUCAACAAUUUAAUGAAAAAACAAAUAAUAAAUUCAUGUUGAAAUUAUUUUCUACAGAUAAAAUGCAAGAUUUUUGCGUCUAUGUAACUGAACUAUUAGAUAAUCUUCAAAAUUAUAAAACAUCAAUUAAGAAUGAAAUUAAUGAUUUUGAGCUAUCAAUUAUAGAUUUUGAGGAAGAGGUUAAUAUAUGUAAGAAUAAUAUUAAUUUAUUUAAUGAAAUAGAAAAUUUAGAUAUAAAACCUAUAAGCUGUGCUAAAUUAGAAGAUAUUCAAAAAAAUAUUAAAAAGUACAAGACUUGCAAGGAGAUAAAAAAUGUUAAAAUGCAAAUGAAUUAUUUAGAUGAAUUAAUUAGUAGAAAUAAUGUACUUGAAAAAAAAUAUGAAGAUAAAAAGACAGAGUGUAAAAAUAAAAACGAAAAAAUGGAGGCGCUUAAAACCAGUAUUUUUAAGAAAAAACUUGAAGUUGAUUACAAAUUAAAUGAUUUUUAUUCUAAGAAACAGAAUUAUCUAGAAUUAACAGAGAAACAUAAUAAAUUGUCUCAUAAACUUAAUAUAUUGACAGAAAAUUUUAAAGAGUUUAAUCCUAACAUGUUAUCUGAAAAAAUAGAACAUAAUCAAAAAAAUAAAAAUCUUAUGUUCAGACUGAAAGAUGAGCUUAAUAACAAAAAGCAAAUACUGUCGUCUGUCAAUGAGCAUUUAACGUACUAUAAAAGUUUAAAUAAAUUUAAAAAAAUAGAAAAUGAAAUUAAACUGCUAGAAGAAACCUUAAAAAGCAAAUUUAAUUUAGAUAUUAAUACUUCUAGUAAUGUAGUAUUAGAAUAUUUAACCUCGCUUGAAUCAAAAAUAAAAACAAUGAAAACUAAAUAUGAUAAACUUUUAGAGAACAAAAACAUACUAAAAGGUGAGAUCAGUCAAUUGAGAAACCAAAUAAAAAGUUAUGAAGUUGAACUACAAACUGAAUAUAAAGAUGUUGUGCACAUUUACAACAAAAAAUAUGUUGAAAAUAAAAUUAUUGAGUUAUCGUGCAAUGAUAUCGAUAAAUGCAUUACUGUUCUUGAUAAAAGCAUUAUUGACUAUCACUACAAUAAAAUUGAAGAAAUUAAUCUUAAUCUUAAAGAAUUGUGGUCUAAUUGUUAUAAAGGUAAUGAUAUAGAUUAUAUUAAAUUGAUAAUCAAUGAAAAUGGAUCUAAAAAUUACAGUUACAAAAUGAUGAUUGUUAAAAAUAAUAUAGAAUUAGAUAUGAGAAAUAGAAGCAGUGCUGGUCAAAAAAUGAUUGGCAAUAUUUUAUUAAGAAUGGCUUUAAGUAGAGUUUUUUGCUGCAAUUUUAAUGUUUUAACACUUGAUGAGCCUACUACAAAUUUAGACAAAGAAAAUGUAGAAAGUCUUGCCUAUACUUUAGUAAAUAUAACAAAGACUAAUCCUAAUUUACAAUUGAUUAUAAUUACACAUGAUGAAGAUUUUUUGUCAAUAAUGUGUAGAGAAAGUUUAUCUUUCUAUUAUAGACUUACAAGAAAUGUGAAUGGUGAUAGUGUUAUUAUUAAGGAAACUGCAUAA
This is a messenger RNA of Vairimorpha ceranae, 3444 nucleotides long. Its product is annotated as dna repair protein rad50. The coding region runs from base 1 to 3444 and encodes 1147 amino acids. Lineage: Eukaryota; Fungi; Microsporidia; Nosematidae. The transcript has a single exon. Gene Ontology annotation, molecular function: G-quadruplex DNA binding; single-stranded telomeric DNA binding; double-stranded telomeric DNA binding. The record is from RefSeq and is a predicted model, not a curated record. Gene Ontology annotation, biological process: telomere maintenance via recombination; double-strand break repair; chromosome organization involved in meiotic cell cycle. Gene Ontology annotation, cellular component: condensed nuclear chromosome; Mre11 complex.